AUGUGCGGUGCUCUUGUCGAAUACCAAGGUCAUGUCGCAACGAUCGGGCUCACGUUGGAGAUUGACGGGAAGGACCUCCUUAUGACUGUUGAGCAUCUCUUCAACCAAGCAUUUGGGAAAGAAACCCUAGAAGAUGACGUGGAAACAACAAGCGAAAUCGGUGAUGAUGGUCUCGACGAGCUUGAGAUCGGUCGUUUCUGGAUCAAUGACAGCGAUGAUGACUCUACGAAUAACGACUCUAGCGACGAAUACUGGGAUGACCAAGAUGACGGUACCAAAGAAGGAGUUGAGAAUGAAGACUCAAGCAAGAUCGAGACUUCUGUCAUUCGUGACAAUGAAUCAAUCACAAUCUCAAGAACGGCGGGGCCAACCAGCAAGGGCAAGGCUCCCGAGCUUCUUGGCCUUCGGGACUUGGUCGAGCGGGUUACCACCUCCCACAAGUUGCCAGCAACGAGCCCUUUUUUGGACUGGACGUGCCUCAGUAUGGAUGACGAGAUCCUUGGACCAAAACGGUGUAACUACAUUCAUCGACCAUCUCCAAGCCUGUUGCGAACUGUGGCCACCAAUCCUCCGAGCCAUGCCAAUCAGAUCCUUAUGGUGUCGGGCAUAUGCAACCUCAAAGAAGGGAUACUGCUAGGCAGAUCAAGCUAUCUAGGGUCUCGCCCUGGACAAGAACUAUGCGAGGUCUGGAACGUGGCAUCCUGCCCGGCGAAUGCGGCUCAAUCAUUAUCGACAGGAAAACAUACGAAGUAUACGGGUAUCUAG
Colletotrichum spaethianum is the source of this 765-nucleotide messenger RNA. RefSeq lists its product as uncharacterized. The transcript has 2 exons. The record is from RefSeq and is a predicted model, not a curated record. The coding region runs from base 1 to 765 and encodes 254 amino acids. NCBI's taxonomy places the organism in Eukaryota, Fungi, Ascomycota, Sordariomycetes, Glomerellales, Glomerellaceae.